Messenger RNA from Suillus discolor, 681 nucleotides. RefSeq lists its product as uncharacterized. Lineage: Eukaryota; Fungi; Basidiomycota; Agaricomycetes; Boletales; Suillaceae. Bases 1 to 681 code for a protein of 226 amino acids. The record is from RefSeq and is a predicted model, not a curated record. The transcript has a single exon.
AUGAAUGCAGCUGGAAACAACAGACGUCGUCAGUGUAAUCUCCGUCGUCAACAGGAUAGAGAUGAGAUAAGACAGCAGGCACAGGCAGAGCUCAUGGCAGCUGGAAUGCAGCCUCCACAGGUGCCUCACAUUCCUAAUGAACCUGCUCCUCCUGUUCUUGCUCCUGCCCCCCUUGCUCCUGCCCCUGCUCCUGUAUAUGGCCCUAUUCAUUACGAGGGUGCAGUUGGUCCUCACAACUUUGAAAAUCCCCUCCAUUACUUUCUACCCAAUCCUAUACCACCUCCGCCUCCUGAACAUAAUUAUCAUCAAUUUAAUGUUCAGUUUCAGCAUCAUUUGGAGGAGGAGCGGAUUAGAAAUGAUUUGCUUCAGAGACAAGCACAGGAGGAAUUUCAUGGACAGCAGAUCCAGCAGCAAUUCCAGCAGCAGGAAGCUGAACGUAUUCGUAGACAAGCUCAAGAAGAGUUGGAGGCCUUUCACAUGCAGCAGCAGGAAGCUGAGAGGCAUAAUAGACAAGAUCUGGAUAUUCAGCGAGCAGGUCAACAAGCAGAAGAGCGCCAACGCCACCAGGAGCAGAGGAAUCGUGAGCAACAGGAGCAUCUUGAAGAGGCAUUGCGUGAAUAUGAUAAUCCCGCUGUAGGGAUUCAUUUCUGGCUGGGCUUGCAGAGACUGUUUUUACCUUAG